This is a messenger RNA of Anthonomus grandis grandis, 1263 nucleotides long. RefSeq lists its product as uncharacterized. The transcript has 3 exons. The record is from RefSeq and is a predicted model, not a curated record. Lineage: Eukaryota; Metazoa; Arthropoda; Insecta; Coleoptera; Curculionidae. Bases 248 to 1162 code for a protein of 304 amino acids.
UCAAUGACAUAUUAUUCAAAUAUUAAAAGAAAAACAAAACUGCAAAAUAUUUGUGUUUUGUGAAUUUGUGCUGUAGGUUCAUCUCUGGAACCUCCACUUAAAUUAUGUUUUCUAUGACUUGUCCAAUAUGAAUGAAUUAGUCUAAUAUACCAAAUAAAUAACUACCAGGCAUUAAUAUAAAAUCCAAGUUUGGUUUACAAUACCAAGAUUUCAUGCCACAAGCUCCAUUGUGACUGUGAAUCCAGAAAUGGAACCAAAAAGAAAACAUGAUGAGGAUGAUGAAGAUUUUACAAUGAAAACAGAUUCAGUUUCAGAUAGACUGGGCGUAGAAUGGCCUAAUAAUGUCAUCAAGGAUCUUCUACUAGUAAUGAAGAAACUAAUGGAACACUUUGUUAAAGGGAAAAUUCAAUCCAAAAAAAGGAUGUAUGAGUUGUGUGCAGAAUAUAUAAAUGGCAAAGGAUAUACAUAUACCUAUACUCAGUGUGAAAACAAGUGGAAAUCAUUAAAGAGAAGAUAUGUUUGCAAUUAUGAGAGGUUAUUAACGGGCAAGAAACUCAGACAUAAUAGCUUCCAGAAACCGAUGUUUGAAAAUGAAAUCCACGAGAUAUUAAAACUGGAAAAACCAUCUUUUCAAAAGGAACUCGAAGAAUUUACAAAGUAUAAUAUGACUCUGCCGCCCGGAUUUAGCCCGAAACCGGAACCCGAAGAACAUUAUGAAAACUAUGAAAGUUUGGACGAACCUAGCCACGUUGAAGAAGACGAACGACUUAACUUAAUAGUAGAGGAAGAUUCACCCAACGGGGCUAAGCGGAAAAACGAAGACUAUGAACUUUGUUACGAGUCUGAUGAAAACGAUUCAAUUAGUUGCUCAGAAACGCCAGAGGAAGCAGCUGAACUUAUAAAUGAAGUAAAAGAUUUAAAGCGUGUUUUAAAAAGAAAUCUAGAUGCGAAUAGUGAUAUUUUAAGAGCGCAUAAUUUUACGCACGAACAAAUGGUAACCUUUGUUGAGAACCUUGAAAAACAGGAAGCUCAAAAGAUUGAACUGAAGAAACGGAAAAUAGAACAACAAUCAGUGUUGAUACAACAGAUUAAGAUUCAGAAUAGUCUUAUUGCUAAACUAAUUCAAAAAAUAGGAAAUAGUUCAAGUAAUAAUAGCAAAUAGCGGAUAUUGGAAGAGAGGGAGACCUUGAAAUAGUCUUUUUUUGAUUUUUAAUGUAAUUUAAUAUUAGUGUUCUCACUUUAUUAAAAUAUAUUUUAAUUUUC